Molecule: messenger RNA, 5576 nt
Organism: Pelmatolapia mariae (spotted tilapia)
Lineage: Eukaryota; Metazoa; Chordata; Actinopteri; Cichliformes; Cichlidae
Product: synaptic vesicle membrane protein VAT-1 homolog
Exons: 6
Coding region: 239-1612 (457 amino acids)
Biological process (GO): negative regulation of mitochondrial fusion
Cellular component (GO): mitochondrial outer membrane
Molecular function (GO): oxidoreductase activity
Source: RefSeq, a predicted model, not a curated record
GGGAACUUGUAUAAAAUACGCCGCUCUUGACUCUGGGCACUUGUUGAUCUAGGCGCAUACACAGGAAACCGCGCACAUCUUACUGAGGACUUGACUCUGCAGGAAACACCCUCUUAUUUCACAUUUUUAUACUAGAAAAUUUGCACUAAACGUUCUUGGAGUGUUUGGAAAGAAACGCUCAAACAGGCGCAACUGUCGAACUGAAAAGCUUUAAAAGCGCACUUAGAAAGUGGUUAUCAUGUCUGGCGAGGAGGAUCCAACUCAGCAGCAACAGCCUGAGCAGGAGAAAAAGCCCGAUGAGCCUCCCUCAGCUGCUUCGGAUGCACCUCAGCAGGAGUCAGGCAGCAGCAACCCUGCAAUAGAACCACCAGCAGCUGCAGCAGAACCACCAGCAGCUGCAGCAGAACCACCAGCAGCUGCAGCAGAGCCACCAGCAGCUGCAGCAGCACCAGCCGCUGAGGAGAAGCCGCUCUCCUUCCGCGCUCUGGUACUCACGGGACAUGGGGGCUACGACAAAGUCAAGCUGCAGGUGAAGACGAUGGCCAAGCCGAAGCUGAAGGCAGGAGAGGUCCUGGUGCGCGUCAAGGCAUGCGGGCUGAACUUCGCCGAGCUGCUGGGCAGGCAGGGGCUGUACGAGCUGCUGCCUUCCCCGCCCGUCACGAUGGGAAUGGAGGGCUCCGGGGUCAUUGAAGCAGUCGGGGAGGAUGUGAAUGACAGGAAAGUUGGCGAUCGUGUCAUCGCAUUGGCCCGCAGCGGCAUGUGGCAGGAAGUAGUUGUCGUGAACGCUGACCGCACCUUCCUUAUGCCCGAGGAGAUGAGUUUUGAGGAAGGUGCUGCUUUAACUAUUAACUACAUGACCGCCUACAUGAUGCUGUUUGAGAUGGCCAAUCUUAGGCCUGGCAAAAGUGUUCUUAUACACAUGGCAGCAGGUGGUGUGGGUAUUGCUGCUACCCAGCUGUGUCAAACUGUGCAGGAUGUGACUGUUUUUGGCACGGCAUCGGCUUCCAAACAUGAGACUAUUACCCAAGGCGGGGUAACUCACCCCAUCGACUACCGCACCAAAGACUACGUGGAGGAAAUCCGCAAAAUCAGCCCGAAGGGUGUGGACAUUGUCCUCGACCCCCUAGGUGGCUCUGACACCCAAAAAGGCUAUAGUUUGUUGAAGCCCCUGGGUAUGAUUAUAGUCUUUGGUGCAGCCAAUUGUGUGACGGGCCAGAGGAAGAACCUGCUGGCCAUGGCAAAGACCUGGUAUAACCAGCUCUCUCUGAACACCAUGAAACUGAUGCAGUCCAACAAAGCUGUCAGCGGCUUCCACCUGGGAUACAUCACUGAUGAGCAGCUCUUCGGCAGGACUAUGUCUACGCUGCUUGAGCUCUACAAGCAGGGAAAGAUCAAGCCCCGCAUUGACUCCAGCUAUCACUUUGAGGAGGUGACUGAAGCCAUGAAGCGCAUGCACGAACGCCAAAAUAUUGGGAAAGUCAUCCUUCUUCCUGAACCCAAGAAGGAGGAAGAGAAGCCAAAGUCCAAUGCUGAGGCUGGGGAAAAUGUGGAAAAAAAUGAUGCUGCCAUCAGCGAGAAGAAAGAAGAGGAAGUUAAAGCAGAAAAGGAUUGAGUAAGAGUGUUUAUUUCGAGGGUUUCCUUUUUUGUUCGGUUGUUUAAGGAAAAAAAAAAAAAAGGCAGGGUGGAGGAAAAAAAGCAAGAUGUCAUGAAUUCUUUGUCAGUAUUUUUGGAAAUGUUGAUGGAUUUUUGUUGUGCAAUAUGGUUAUACUGUGGUGUCUUUGUCUGGAACACUUGUUUGUAACUUUUAAAUAAAAUGUCACUGCAUUCUGAUACAUCACCUGAAGAAAAAUGCGUUCUGAUUACGGACGGUUGUUAAAAUUCACAAUUGGCAAAAGAAGACAGCAUUUAUUUGUGUUUGUGUUUUUUGGUUUCCUAUGACAACAGCUUGGUCCCAGCUCUAACAUAACACUGGUGAUAACAACAUACCAGGGCUGGUGCUUAUAAAACUGAACACUGACUAAUCACUUUGAAAAGUAGGACUGACGAGCUUUGCUUAAAAACAAAAAAUUGCAUUUUUAGCAGUGUUUAAAUGUGACUGUGCUGCCUUCAGACUACAAUCGUGUCUACCCCAGCAUCCAAUCUGCCAACAGCACCUCUUCAAAUUUGGCACACCAAUGAACCAACAUCACAACUUGCAUUAUAAAGAUUGUCCAGCUUUGUACUGCAUAUACAGUUAAGAUCAUUUGGGCAAGAUGUUAAUUUUUUUUUUUUUCUGUACAUCACCAUGGUGGACUUUAAAUCAAACAAUCAACACUUGACUGAAGUGCAGACUUGCAGCAUAAAUUUAAGGGGUUUAACAAAAAUCUGCAUUAAUAUUUUAGGACUUAUAGGGUUUGGGGUUUUGUUUUUUUUUUUUUUAAAUAGACACUAGUGGGACAAAGUUGUCUCAUGUUUGACAUAAUAUAUAUAUAUAUUUUUUUAAUGGUUUGGAUCAUGAGCCAUUCCUUUCCUUCCCCAUAGUUCUCAGUUUUCAGAACCGUGCUAUUAGAUGCUUUCUGGCAAAGUCUAUGGCUGCCUUGAGUGUAACUAGAGGUUUGCACUUUGUUGUAAGACCCUCUGUAUUUCCAUUCAUGAAGCCAUCUCUUGAUUGUAGUCCUUGACUGCCUCAAGGGUGUUAUCGACUUCAGUGGUUCUGUGUGUGUGUGUUGUUUUUUUUUUUUUUUUGUUGUUGUUUUUGGUUUUUUUUAAAUCAUCAAGGGGGAAAAAAAAAAAAAUUCUGUCAUCAUGUCAGCUGUCUUCUGUGGUCUUUCGGGGCUUUUGGUGUUCUUGACCUGGUCAGCACAUAGUUUUAGAAAUUAUCAGAUUGUUGAUCUGACCAUUCCUAAAGGUUUUGCUACCUCACUGGUGGGUUUUGUUUUUCUAGCCUAAUCUCUCUGAGGUUCAUAUAUAACAUUAAAAUGAAAAGCUAUACAACACAAAUUCAACACUUCAGAUAUUCUGUCUACUUAAUUUGUCAUUAAUGACAAGUGAACAGCUCUCACCUUGGCCAUGUUGUCAAAUUAAUUUUGAGGCUCUGAAAAUGUCUAAUUUCUAAACAAUUCAUCCAAAAUAUUUGUCAAAUCCCUUUAAUCAAAGAUGAAAGUCUGCACCUCAGUUGUUUGGUUUUUACAAUCUCCUGUCUUUACACAGGCAAAAAUUACGUAUCUAACUCCACACAGGCUGGAUUAUGCAUGAAAAUGAUCUUCAAUCAUACAUACAGUGUUGGUGUAUGUCAUUUUGGGUAUUAUUGAGGGUAAAAACUCAGUUAAAUAAGGAUAGUGUUUCCAUUUAAAGUAAGUGGUGUGCUUGCAUGUUCUGAGAAUUUUGUGAUCACCCUAAAAGAAGAAUUUCCAUUAAAAGAUUGGCAAGUUUAUUUAACAAAAUCAUUUGUAUUUGUAAUUUAUGAUUUUGAUCAUUCACUUUUACACUUUCCUCCAAAUUUUCAACAUUUGUUAUUAAUUUUGAAACUGGUGCAAAAAAAAAAAAAGACCAUAAUUAUGUUAUCUGGAUGCAUUUGAGGGUUCAAACAGCUCAUGUGUCAUGCAGAAAGACCUUCCACCUAAAUGUAGUUUUUUUUUAAAUAUAUUAAUCCUGAUCAUUAAUUAUGUGAAUUAAUAACAAUAAUCAAUUAUUUCCUGUUUAAUACGAAUAACACUUGUGAUUAUUGCCCUACUAAUGUGUGCAAUGAUGAGAUGCCAUCUUUUUUUUUUUUUUUUUUUUCCACUUACUCUGCAGUGACAAAUGUUGUUACACGGAUCUUUGUUUAAGGAAAGCCUGUGUCGGUGUGUUAUUGUGUCGCUUUUGCAGUUUCCUCACUUAUUUGUGCCAAAUCUGAAACCAACUUUCACCACUGCUGUCAAGCCAACUGUGAAUAACAAUUAGAGGGACUUCCGUGCCUUGGCAGUCACUCUUGUGUUUUCUUCCAAAGAAUGUCCCACUGAAACGGUUUGGCGAACCGUUUCAAGGCAGGUUUCUUUCCUCCGUUUUCUUCUGUGCUUUAGAUGCGUUCUUAAAUCCUUCACUGCCAUCGUUACAAUCAAAGUUUACAGGAUUACAGCGUGUGUUACUUAGCAAUUCCUUGUCUCCGCACUGAUGCAUUUUAUACUUUUUUUUUUUUUUUUUUUUUGUUGCUGUUGAUGUUGUUUUUUGGUCAUUGCUUGCAUAUCUGCUCCUUUGAAUGGAUGACCUAUAUAAGUGGCGUUGGGGCUCAGUAGUGCAGAUGUUUUGUCCAGAUGUGGGUGUAAUUCAAUGCUCGAAGCAGAGGAUGCGGAGCACAAGAGGAAGAGUUUUCCCUCCGUCCACACCAUCCCAGCGCCUCACAUUCCUCUCUCCACCCUCUCAGUGCUGCUUUGUGUCUUUCUGUCUCUAGAGCUUAACUCUCAAACUGCACCUCCCUUUCCAGCAGAGCCGGUUUCGGUUUCUGAAGAGCACUUGUAACAAAGUUUCACAGAUAGUGUUUUAUGUUAUUUACAUUUGUGACAUUGCUUUAGGCGACUUGGACUAGUAUUGUUAAGUUUGGCCAGCAUUCCUUCUCCUAGUUUGAAAUAAGAUGUGAUGUGGAUUUUUGAGUGGGAUCUGGAGUCUGUGAUUCUGUGAUGUUUCCAGCGGGAGUGGGAGUUCACGUAGAAGUCUUUCAGGCUUUGUUCACUUGUGUCAUUUUUUUAACCCACAAGCCCAGUCCCUACAUGACAGAUGAAUGUUAACCACCUAGCGAUAUAGCAACAUUGAAUAAACAAAUUUUAGUCAGGUUUAGUGAUUUCUUUUAGCCCUCUAAUUCCUCUCUGCAAGCCGCUUUGCUAAAAUGAAUGUGAUUGGAGACACAAACGGGUUUGAGCCAGUGUUUAGGCUUUGAUCAAUAGUGGCUGUCCGCUCAUGUUCUCCGUAAUUGUUGGUUAUGCGUAAACUGAUGCAGAAUUAAAAAUGGUAAAUGGCCUGUAUUUGUAUAGCGCCUUACUAGUCCCUAAGGACCCCAAAGCGCUUUACACAUCCAGUCAUCCACCCAUUCACACACACAUUCACACACUGGUGCGUGCAGUGAACGACACCUAGUGCUCACUGAGAGUUGCAGCUCUCCACAAUGUUGCCUAUUAAGAAGCUGUACUGUAGCGUGUGUUAUCAAAUGUUUCAUAUUAAUAUCAAAGAAAUAAACAGGAAUUCAUCCACAAAAGUGCUAAUUUGCACAGACUGCUCUAAUUAAAGUGUAUUUGCGUUAGUUUGACAGAUGCUUCAUACAUCAACAUCCAAAGAGGUCCUGUCUGUUUAAAAAAAAUAAAAGCUCUUUGUAAAUUCUGGCUGCAUUAAAAAUCUCAGUUCAGCAAUUGAAAGUCAUUCUUAUCAUUAUUAUCCUAAACUAUGUUUCAUAUCUAUCAGCAUCUAAUUUGCAGUGUAAUUACUUCCAUUGCUUGUGUGACAGUGUUGUUCCAAAACUAUUUAAUGUGUUACUGUUUCUUUUUUCCUCGUAUACACAUUUCAAACAAACGUCUUCUGUGUUCAUAUGGCACUAACAUGUCUGUAUUAUUAAAGCAUUAUCACAUCUU